Aureobasidium melanogenum CBS 110374 is the source of this 648-nucleotide messenger RNA. RefSeq lists its product as uncharacterized. Gene Ontology annotation, cellular component: fungal-type vacuole membrane. The transcript is spliced from 2 exons. The coding region runs from base 1 to 648 and encodes 215 amino acids. Lineage: Eukaryota; Fungi; Ascomycota; Dothideomycetes; Dothideales; Saccotheciaceae. Gene Ontology annotation, molecular function: transmembrane transporter activity. The record is from RefSeq and is a predicted model, not a curated record.
AUGGUACAAGCGAUUGCUCAUUACGGCCCAAGCCUAUAUCUUCCAUCUUUUGGAGCCAGUCUUGGACUGUCCGCUUCAGAAGCGGCUAUGCUUGCCAGUCUUUUGAAUCUCGCACAGGCUAUUGGUCAACCUUUGCAAGGAUGGCUUGCUGACUGGCGCAAAUCCUACUACAUCCCCAUGCUCAUCAGCACCAUCGGCGCAAGCCUCGAGGCUCUCCUGAUCUGGGGCUUUGCUCGCUCUCUCUGGUCGUUGUCCAUUUUUGCGCUAGCGUUCGGCAGUACGGCAGGUGGAUUUGCUGUACUACGACCUCGCUUUGCAGCCGAGAUUGUAGGUGAUCAGGAUUCACAGGACAAUCAAAGUCUGUUUGUGUUUGCGAUAUUGACCGCAAGUCGUGGCUCUGCGAUCAUCGGCUCGGGCUUCAUCAUGAAGAUGUUUGUCCAUGAGGGUGGGUCGAACAAAGGGUGGGGAGGAGGUACGGCAUGGUCGGGCCUCGUGCUAUAUACUGGCGUCAUCAUGUUCGCUGCAAGUUUCGGCGCAGUGGGCAUGUUUGUGGGCCCGACGAGGCGGUAUGGAAGAAGUUCAGAAGAUCCAGCCCUUGAUGGAAUGUCAAGAUCAAAUGACAAUGAUAGUGCAGGCAGACUCGUUUGA